AUGUCGGCCGCGCCAGAUGGUGCGGAUGCGGACGCGGGUGCUGACGAGACCCUACUCGAGUCCUUCGACAACCUCGACGCCAUUAAUGAGAGCACCGAACUGCAGUGCUUGCUGCAGGAGCACAUCGAUACAACGACCUACGGCAAUGACAGCGCCUACUGCCUCACCCACUUCGACUCGAUCCUUUGUUGGCCGCGAACGCCGCGCGCUACUUGGGCGGCGCUGCCUUGCCUGCAUGAGUUUCAGGGCAUCCAGUACGACAGUUCGCAGAAUGCGACGCGCUAUUGCCACGCGAAUGGCACGUGGGAGAAGUAUACAAAUUAUGAUUUGUGUAUGCACCUGCCCGCGCCCUCAACUGUACCUGAAUUCGAGCCAAUCAUCGAGUUGCCAACGAUAAUUUACUACAUCGGCUACACAAUCAGCUUAGUCUCAUUGACGUUGGCCAUUAUUGUCUUUGCGUAUUUUAAGGAACUACGCUGUUUGCGCAAUUCAAUUCACGCCAAUUUAUUUUUCACAUAUAUCAUGUCGGCGUUGCUGUGGAUACUCACUUUAUCCGUGCAUAUUUCUAUACGCACAGGUUUAGGGGGAUGCGUGGUCCUGGUAACGCUUUUCCAUUUCUUCACUCUAACCAAUUUCUUCUGGAUGCUGGUUGAAGGUCUUUAUUUGUAUAUGCUGGUAGUGAAGACAUUUUCCGGUGAUAAUAUACGCUUCAACAUAUACGCAAUAAUAGGAUGGGGUGGUCCCGCAGCAUUCGUUGUCAGUUGGGCGAUUGCCAAAGGACUUACGAUAUCCUAUGAUGUGGAGCAGUUCGAUAUUGGCUGCCCUUGGAUGCAGGAAACCUAUGUGGAUUGGAUUUUUCAGGGUCCUGUAUGUGCGGUGCUGAUUAUGAAUUUAAUAUUUCUACUCAGAAUAAUGUGGGUGUUGAUAACAAAACUCCGUUCAGCCAACACUGUGGAAACGCGUCAAUAUCGCAAAGCGGCCAAGGCCUUGUUGGUUCUCAUUCCGCUCUUCGGCAUUACCUACCUGGUGGUUUUAGCUGGCCCCAGCGAAAGUGGAGUAAUGAGUCAUAUGUUUGCUGUAGUGCGGGCAUUGCUGCUCAGCACCCAGGGAUUUUCAGUGUCAUUGUUCUAUUGUUUUCUCAACUCUGAAGUGCGAAACACACUGAGGCAUCACGUUUCCAGAUGGCGCGAUGAGCGAAAUAUUCAGCUGAAUCAAAGCAGAAGGUAUACCACAAAAAGUUUCUCAAAGGAUUGCUCACCGCGGACGGAAAGCACACGGCCACUCACCGCUUACUAUGGCAAAGGCAAGCGUGAAUCCUGCGUAUCAUCGGCCACAACCACCACCCUGUUGGGUCAAAACCAGAAUCUCUCUUUAAAUGUGAAUACCAGCGCACAAAUGGCGAUGCAACGCGGCUCAAACGGUGCUUUGCAUAUGAUGCCCACAGUCACGGCACUAACCAUUAUGCCACGGGCGAUUAGUCCGCUCAUGAAGCAAAGGCUAGAGGAAAAUGCCGUAUAA
This is a messenger RNA of Anastrepha obliqua, 1518 nucleotides long. RefSeq names its product diuretic hormone receptor (gene Dh44-R1). Gene Ontology annotation, molecular function: peptide hormone binding; G protein-coupled peptide receptor activity; diuretic hormone receptor activity. The transcript is spliced from 12 exons. The record is from RefSeq and is a predicted model, not a curated record. Lineage: Eukaryota; Metazoa; Arthropoda; Insecta; Diptera; Tephritidae. Gene Ontology annotation, biological process: cell surface receptor signaling pathway; adenylate cyclase-modulating G protein-coupled receptor signaling pathway. Bases 1 to 1518 code for a protein of 505 amino acids. Gene Ontology annotation, cellular component: plasma membrane.